This is a messenger RNA of Lactuca virosa, 559 nucleotides long. NCBI's taxonomy places the organism in Eukaryota, Viridiplantae, Streptophyta, Magnoliopsida, Asterales, Asteraceae. The record is from the annotation of a GenBank genome assembly.
UCUUGCUCUCUCAUUAUAUUUACUUCAACAAACUUGUAAUAUUAAUUCUGAAGACAAAAUGAAGGCUUCUUUUAUGUUCAAUCUCUUUCUUCUCUCCUUUAUCCUUUAUCAAGCUCAAGGUAUAAGGCUCAAAACAUCUUUAAUAUCAUCUAGCGACCAUCAAGAACUCAUCACUAAGACUACAUUAAGCAUUCAAGACGAUGAAUCAGCCAGGGCUAGCAACCUUUCACCAGGCAUAGAUAGAAAACUUAUGGCAAAAAUAUUAUCUUCAGAUCCUCACUCCACCAAUAGCAAGAAUUACAAGCCGCAAUCGGAUUUAAAGUUUACUCAUAGCCGACUAGGAAAAGAUGAGAAUUUUUCAACGACCUCGGUUCCAGUAAGUUCAAAACACGGAAAGACGGAAAUCGUAUCAGAACCAUAUCCAGACGUUGUAGACAUAACAGGGAUGGAUUAUUCUCCAGCCAAGAGAAAACCACCUAUACACAAUUGAAUCCAAAACAUUAGUUGAUAUUAGUUAAAACAUACAGUGGUCUAAGAUUCAUAUACUCGAACCCUCUAC